Molecule: messenger RNA, 1152 nt
Organism: Zasmidium cellare ATCC 36951
Lineage: Eukaryota; Fungi; Ascomycota; Dothideomycetes; Mycosphaerellales; Mycosphaerellaceae
Exons: 1
Coding region: 1-1152 (383 amino acids)
Molecular function (GO): hydrolase activity
Source: RefSeq, a predicted model, not a curated record
AUGUCGAAUCUCGAGCCAUUGCCGCUGCCCGAAGGCAUAUCAGAGGAUUACGCCGAUUGUACCUCAUCAUGCGGGCUUCGAUUUCACGUCCUUAAAGCCGGAAAGCCUGGCAAUCCAUUGGUCCUCUUUUGUCAUGGAUAUCCAGAACUGGCGUAUUCGUGGCGGCAUGUGAUGUACAAAGUCGCGGAGGCGGGAUAUUACUGCGUGGCAAUGGAUCAGAGAGGCUACGGACGAACCACUGGAUGGGAAGACAAGCUUUACGACCAGGUUGAUCUCACGCAGUAUACCAUGACGAACCUUGUACGCGACUUGAUGUGUCUGGUAUACAAGCUCGGUUACACUGAAGUUGCAUGCAUCAUUGGCCAUGACUUUGGUGGUGUCUCCUCUGCCAUGUCAGCUUUGAUGCGGCCGGAUGUGUUCAAAGCGACCAUCCAGAUGAGCCAUCCACACCAUCCGCCGCCCACACCACAAUUCGACGACCAGCCUCAAAAAGCUGUCGUAGACAUCCAAGCCGAACUGGCCAAGCUGAACCCACCGCGAAAGCACUACAAAUGGUAUAACUCAUCACCCGAAGCAGCCAACGACUGGAAUUAUCCUUCGCAAGGCCUAGAAAAGUAUCUCCGAGGCUACUUCCAUCUCAAAUCAGCCGAUUGGGACCACAACAAGCCUCAUUCCCUGCCGGCAUGGGGAGCGAAGGAUAUCGCCAUCAUGCCGGAAUACUACGUCAUGAGGAAAGAAGACUCCUUCCCGCAGAGCGUGGAAAGGAACAUGCAAGGCGAAGACUACUCCAAAACAGAAUCCUGGCUGACACCCGAGGAGCUGGCCAUCUACGUCAAAGAAUGGAGCAGGACCGGCUUCCAGGGAGCAUUGAACUGGUACCGUGCGCAGACAGCAUCAACUCCACAGUCGAAGAAAGACAUGUUCCUGUACGCUGGACGAAGGCUGGAAGUGCCCUGUGCGUUCAUCAGCGGCAAGCAGGACUGGGGAAACUACCAACAACCCGGUGCCCUGGAGGCUUAUGAAGACGAGAAGAGCGUGAAGCCUGGGUGCUUCAAGGGCACGACUAUGGUGGAUCAUGCUGGACAUUGGGUGCAGCAGGAACAGUCUGAGGUUGUGACGAAGGCGGUUCUGAACUUCUUGAAGCAAUUGUAA